CCGCAGUGUAGUUUGCAUAAAAAUUGUAUCACAUUCGUCUGGCGACAGGUGAAAUAAUCGAUAGUUGUGUAGAUUUUCCUUACCUACCAGCAGAAAGGAAGGGAUCAGUUGAAAUCACAACACACACGCGCGCUUGUGUGUUGCAUGUUGUGCAGUGUGCAGCCCAGCCGUUGUGCGCUGUGCGGAACAGAAACGCGUCGACAGCCGUUUGACCUUCUGCCUUCUGCGUUUGUUUUCCUUUCGUCUCUGGCGCUUUCGGUGUAAUUAGAUUAUGACCGUGCGUGCGCCAUAAAUGUCUGCAUUGGUUUCCUUAUGUUUGCUGAAGAUUGAACUAGUAGCCGACCGAAGCCGCAGCCAGUCGACGGUCAUGUUGGGCCCGUCGGAAUCCGGAUCCGCCUGCGAUGACGCAGCAACGGGCGGCAGCAUAGUUGGCGAUGAAGCGGCUGGUGCGGUUUCGAACGAGCAUCCCAACAAUCCCCGGCUGCAGCGCGAGAUGAGAGGGCAGCGAAAGCCGAAGAAGAUCACCAUCGAGAGCUAUCGUAAUCGGCUGCUGGAUGGGGGACCGGCGCCGUCGGACGAGUACCGUGGCAUCCUGCCAAAAAGCUCCCGCGAGCAGACACCGAUGGACGAGGUGCCGCCACCGGCGGCCACAGAGAUCCUGGGGGAGAUAAAUUUCUUUUCCGGCAAUCCGUUCGUCGAGGUUACGAAAGGCAUCCUUCAUCUGUUCAAGCGGAACGAACGGGCGGACAUAUCGGAGGGUGGCGUUUCGAAGACACUUUGUCUGAUUGCAGUGCCGUCAUCGCUCAACUGUCACGAUAUUCUCAACUUCAUUGCACCGUGCCAGAAGGAGAUACAGCACGUGCGCAUCUUGCGCGAUGGUUCGCCGAACCAGUUCAUGGUGCUGCUCGAGUUCCGCUGCGUCGAGGGUGCGAUCGAGUUUUUCAAAACGUUCAACGGCGCACCGUACAACAGCCUGGAGCCGGACACAUUGUGCCACGCCGUGUGGGUGUCGAGCGUCGAGUGGGGCCUGGACGAUUGUUGCGUGACACCGCAGGGCCACACCGAGCUACCGUCCUGUCCGGUGUGUCUCGAGCGGAUGGACGAAAGCGUCGACGGUGUGCUGACCAUCCUGUGCAACCACGUGUUCCAUGCCGGGUGUCUGAACAAGUGGGGCGACUCGACCUGCCCGGUGUGCCGCUGCGUGCAGACGCCCGAACUGUCCGAACAGUCCGUGUGCAUGGAGUGCGAGGGUACGGAGGCGCUGUGGAUUUGCCUGAUCUGCGGCCACAUCGGGUGCGGCCGAUAUCAGGGCGGACACGCCGCCUCCCACUAUCGGACAACAAAUCACACGUACGCGCUGCAGCUCGGCACGAACCGGGUGUGGGACUAUGCGGGCGAUAACUUUGUGCACCGCUUGCUGCAGAGCAAAUCGGACGGCAAGCUGGUCGCGACGCAAUCACCCGGCGGGGACGAUGGUGAGGAGAAGAUCGACUCGAUGCAGCUGGAGUUCACCUACCUGCUGACGUCGCAGCUCGACGCGCAGCGGGAUUAUUACGAGGAGCGGCUUUCGCGCCUCGAGUCCAUCAUCUGCGGCGAGCGGCAGAAGCUGCAGGAGGACCACGAGCAGGCGAAACAAAAGACGGCACAGUUGGAGGUGAAGCUGCACGCGCUUACGAAAGAGAAGAACAGUCUGGAACGGAAAGUCUCGCAACUAACGUCAAAAUUAGGCACGGUGCUGGGUGAAUUGGCGGAAGAGAAGCAGUUUGGUAAAACGCUGCAAGCAAAUCAAGUUACCUGGCAAACUAAAUUCACCACCCUGGAGAAACAGUGCACGGAGAAGGAGCAGGAAAUUGUCGAACUCAAGGAGCAGGUACGCGAUCUCAUGUUCUACAUGGAGGCACAGAACACGAUUGCCGGCUCGGAGCUCAAGAGUGAGCUGGUCGACGGGACGGUAGUGCUUCCGGCGGACGCAGUUGCCGCCGCCUCAUCCAUUUCCGCCAGCGGCGCAUUUGCCGCCGGUACUAGCGCUGGCGGAGCAAAGGCAAAACGACGCCAACGGAGGAAGUAAAACCGUGUCCCCGUUCUUCGCUUCACUCCAACUAGCUCUGUUUAGCUGCGCACACGUUUUUUCGACGCCGUAUCACACGUUUCGAUGCACGUUCUAGAUGUAAGGGGGAUGGAAUUUUGGAAUUGUGAUAAAUUUUCAUCGUACUUUUAUUUCCUUUGCCAAACCUUAUCAUAAAAAAUACAGCAGUAAGAUUUGUAGGGAAAGCGCAGAUUAACAGCUUUCGGUGUUCAA
Messenger RNA from Anopheles arabiensis, 2299 nucleotides. RefSeq names its product BRCA1-associated protein-like. Lineage: Eukaryota; Metazoa; Arthropoda; Insecta; Diptera; Culicidae. Gene Ontology annotation, biological process: Ras protein signal transduction; protein ubiquitination. The transcript has 4 exons. Gene Ontology annotation, cellular component: cytoplasm. Gene Ontology annotation, molecular function: ubiquitin protein ligase activity; zinc ion binding. The record is from RefSeq and is a predicted model, not a curated record. Bases 293 to 2068 code for a protein of 591 amino acids.